Messenger RNA from Carya illinoinensis, 1528 nucleotides. RefSeq lists its product as uncharacterized. Bases 98 to 1357 code for a protein of 419 amino acids. The transcript is spliced from 12 exons. Lineage: Eukaryota; Viridiplantae; Streptophyta; Magnoliopsida; Fagales; Juglandaceae. The record is from RefSeq and is a predicted model, not a curated record.
CCCACCCCCAACCCCCCGCUAAUCCAACUUCAAAUCCGUCUUCUCGAAACAAAACGCUGGAAAUGCAUGCACGCAGAUUAGGGCGGGAGUGAGCAAAAUGGGGGAACCAAUGGAAAACAUUCCCUCUUCAGAAGAAACCCUCGAUCUCCUCACCAUCCGCAGUCGAAUAAGAGAGCUCGCAGACCUUCGCCUCAGUAGUGGCGGCGAAGAUACUACGGAACUAACCUCUUCAGAUUCAGAAGAAUUACUUAAAGAUUGUGCUCUCCAUCUCGAGAGCAGAGUGAAGCAAAUUGUGUCAGAGUGCUCAGCCGUUGGUCCCUUAGACGUUGCAGAUCUGGAUGCAUACUUGGAACAUCUAAAGGAGGAGCUUAACAUGGUGGAGGCCGAAAGUGCCAAAAUAUCCAAUGAGAUUGAUGGUCUUGCUAGAACCAAUUUGGAAGAUUCUAGCCAAUUGGAGACAGAUCUUGAAAGGUUGGAAUGCGCUUUAGAUUUUAUCACCUCACAGGGUCUGAAGAAUGCUAAAACAGGUGCACCUGUUUCUUGCUCUACAUGUGGAGAAGAUCGAUCAAGUUUGAUGAAUAAGCGUGUAGACAACAAGUUGGAGCUUUUGGAACUUGAAGAUCAGAUUGAGAGGAAGAAAGCAGAUUUGAAGUCUUUGCAGGAUCUUGAUCAUAUGUACAGAUGGUUUGAUGCCACAGAACAGAUUGAGGAUUUGAUGACAUGUCUAAAAGUCAUUGCAUUCACUGAAAACUGCAUUAGAAUUUCAUUGCGGACAUACAUCCCAAAAUUGGAAGGCUUGUACCAACAGAAGAUAGAAGACUGCAUUGAACCAUCUGAAGUGAAUCACGAGUUAUUAAUAGAGGUUAUGGAGGGGACUAUGGAGCUAAAGAGUGUUGAGAUAUUUCCAAACGAUGUAUAUAUAACUGACAUUCUUGAUGCCGCAAAGUGUCUCAGUAAGUCUUCAUUGCAGUGGUUUAUAACAAAAAUACACGAUAGAAUCGUCCUCUGCAAUCUGAGGCGACUUGUGGUAGAGACUGCAAACAAAUCAAGACACUCGUUUGAUUACUUGGAUAGAGAUGAGAUAAUAGUAGCUCAUAUGAUUGGGGGAGUUGAUGCGUUGAUAAAGAUUGCUCAAGGCUGGCCAGCAUUGAGUUCUCCAUUGAAGCUGAUAUCUCUCAAGGGCUCAGAAAAUUCGAAGGACAUUUCUUUAACUUUUCUUUGCAAAGUUGAGGAAGUGGUGAACUCCUUGGAUAUACACAUACGGCAGAAUUUAUUGAGCUUUUACGAUGCUGUUGAAAAAGUGCUGGUGGAACAAAUGAGAUUAGCACUCCAUUCCGAUGAUGCUUCCAAGAAAUGACUGGCUAUGACUCCUGAAUAAUAUCAAUUGCUAUUUGCUAAUGUUCAAUACCCAGCUCAAGUUUUAUGAUGUGCACAUCACUAUUAUUUCUCUAUUUCUGUUAUUUGCCUAAAACGUAUCAUUAUGAAGGUUAGACAAGAAUAUUUUUAACGAAUUGUACGAGCUUCGCAA